Molecule: messenger RNA, 6259 nt
Organism: Osmerus eperlanus (European smelt)
Lineage: Eukaryota; Metazoa; Chordata; Actinopteri; Osmeriformes; Osmeridae
Gene: abtb3a
Product: BTB (POZ) domain containing 11a
Exons: 17
Coding region: 252-3335 (1027 amino acids)
Biological process (GO): SMAD protein signal transduction
Molecular function (GO): protein heterodimerization activity
Source: RefSeq, a predicted model, not a curated record
AGCCAGGACGCUCUCCGGUUACUCAUAGAAGUUGUACGCAACAGCAGUUGAAAGGCAUAUUUUCAGUCACUGCUUUAAAGGCGGAAAGUGGGCAGAGCGCUCCCGUGUAGCCUUCCCUUCAACGGACUCCAGAACUUGAAUGGGAAAGUAAAUUAUAACUCCCCAAGCCAGCGGCAGUGGAGUAGCAGCGUCAGGGGAACGACUUUGUGGCAUUUAAUAGAAAAAGCAGACCUACAGUAUGCGGUGCAGCCAUGGCAGGCAAGGGUAAGACAGCCGUGAGGACCCUGGAGGAUUUAACGCUUGAUUCCGGUUAUGGUGGCGCCGCGGACUCCAUCAGGUCGUCCAGCGUGUCGCUCUGCUGUUCGGACACGCAUCUGUCGCACGCGCAUGGGGGUAACUGUUGGCAUCUGACUGAAUCCAUGCAUAGCAGACACAACAGCUUGGACACGGUCAACACCGUCCUGGCGGAGGACACGGAGAUCUUGGAGUGCUCCGGCCAGUGCGCCAAACUCGCCGAGCUCGAGGACGUGCCAUGGAGUCUCGGCGAGGUAGAGUGCGCACUGAGGAAGGAAGAGGAGCUUAUGAUUGGGAUCCCGUCCCGAGAGGUGCUGGCCAAGCUUUCGGCUCUGGUCAGCCGUGCACUGGUGAGGGUUGCCCGGGAAGCGCAGCGUCUCAGCCUGCGCUAUGCCAAGUGCACCAAACACGAGAUCCAGAGCGCCAUCAAAGUGGUUCUCUCUUGGACCAUCUCUGUCAACUGCAUCACCGCGGCACUCAGCGCCCUGUCCCUCUACAACAUGAGCACCGGGGACAAGUUCAGCAGGGGCAAGUCAGCACGCUGCGGGUUGGUGUUUUCCGUUGGGAAGUUCUUUAAGUGGAUGGUUGAAAGUCGGGUGGCACUGAGGGUCCACGAGCAUGCGGCCAUAUACCUCACUGCCUGCAUUGAAAGCCUGUUCCGAGAGGUGUUUACCCGGAUUCAGCGGAGCGCGCUGAUCGAGAGGGACAACGGAAUCCCCAAGUUUACGCUGGAGUCAAUUGAGCAGGCCAUCAACAACGACUCGGAGAUAUGGGGACUGCUGCAGCCAUUCCAGCACCUCAUUUGCGGAAAGAAUGCUAGCGGUGUGCUGAGCCUGCCGGACAGUCUGAACCUGCACCGCGACCAGCAGCGCUCGGGGAAGGGCAGCGAGGGCCACGCCUACAGCCAAGCGGAGCUCAGGACGCUGGAACAGUCUCUGUUAGCUACCCGGGUGGGCAGCAUCACCGAGCUAAGUGAUCUGGUAUCACGGGCCAUGCACCACCUCCAGCCUCUUCACAUCAAGAACCCCAGCAAUGGAACGCCUGUCCACCAGAAGACCAACUCGGUCCACUGGGAACCCGAGGCCCUCUACACACUCUGCUACUUCAUGCACUGUCCCCAGAUGGAGUGGGAAAACCCUAACGUGGAACCCUCCAAGGUCACCUUGCAGACAGAGAGGCCCUUUCUGGUACUGCCACCGCUGAUGGAGUGGAUCCGGGUAGCAGUGGCCCACACAGAUCAUCGUCGCAGCUUCUCUGUGGACAGCGACGACGUGAGGCAGGCCGCUAGGCUGCUGCUGCCGGGGGUGGACUGCGAGCCCAGACAGCUCAAGGCCGACGACUGUUUCUGUGCCACCAGGAAGCUGGACGCGGUGUCCACCGAGGCCAAGUUCCUCCAGGACCUCGGCUUCCGGAUGCUCAACUGUGGCCGGACUGACCUGGUCAAGCAGGCAGUCAACCUGCUGGGACCUGAUGGGAUCAACAGCAUGAGCGAGCAGGGGAUGACUCCUCUCAUGUAUGCCUGUGUGCGUGGAGACGAGGCCAUGGUCCAGAUGUUGCUGGACGCUGGGGCGGACAUCAACAGUGAGGUGCCAAGCACAGUAAACAAGCACCCCUCAGUUUAUCCCGAAACGCGCCAGGGGACUCCGCUCACUUUCGCCGUGUUACACGGACACGUCCCUGUCGUCCAGCUGCUGCUGGACAACAGAGCCGGUGUGGAGGGCGCCCUGCAGGAUGGAACAGAUAACUACACUGAGACUCCCCUGCAGCUGGCCGCUGCUGCAGGAAACUUUGAGCUGGUUAGUCUCCUGUUGGAGAGAGGGGCCGACCCCAUGAUCGGGACCAUGUGUAGAAACGGUAUCUCCUCAGCUCCCCUGGGAGAUAUGAACUCCUUUAGCCUGGCAGCAGCACAUGGGCACAGGAACGUGUUCCGGAGGCUUCUGUCUCAGGCAGAGAAGGAGAAGGGCGACGUCCUCUCCCUGGAGGAGAUUCUGGCUGAGGGCUCGGAGCCGGGGGGGGAGAAGAGGGCCUGUCCGGUUCCCCCGGCCGUGGACGGGACCCUCCAGCGAACAGGAAAGGCCAAACUGAGGGCCCUGAGAGAGGCCAUGUACCAUAGCGCAGAGCACGGCCAUGUGGACAUCACCAUAGACAUCCGCAGCUUAGGUGUCCCCUGGACCCUGCACACCUGGCUGGAGUCUCUCCGCACCUGCUUCCUGCAGCACCGCCGCCCACUGAUCCAGGGCCUGCUCAAGGACUUCAGCUGCAUCCAGGAGGACGAGUACACCGAGGAGCUGAUCACGCACGGCCUGCCACUCAUGUUCCAGAUCCUCCGAGCCAGCAAGAAUGAGGUGAUCAGCCAGCAGCUGUCUGUGAUCUUCACCCAGUGUUACGGGCCUUUCCCCAUCCCCAAGCUGACAGAGCUCAAGAGGAAGCAGACCUCACGUCUUGAUCCUCACUUCCUCAACAACAAAGAUAUGUCUGAUGUGACGUUCCUCGUGGAGGGAAAACCUUUUUAUGCACACAAAGUUCUACUGUUCACCGCUUCAGCCAGGUUUAAGUCCCUGCUCCAAAACCGACCUGCGGCUGAGAACACCUGCAUUGAGAUCAGUCACGUCAAGUACAACAUAUUUCAUUUGGUCAUGCAGUAUCUUUAUUGUGGAGGCACUGAGUCCUUGCAUAUAAGGAACACAGAGAUUAUGGAGCUGUUGUCUGCAGCCAAAUUCUUCCAACUUGAGGCCCUUCAGCGACACUGUGAGAUAAUAUGCUCCAAGAACAUCACCACGGAAACAUGCGUGGACAUCUACAAACAUACUAAGUUCCUGGGUGCCAGCGAGCUUGCGGCCUUUAUCGAGGGCUAUUUCCUGAAGAACAUGGUACUGUUGAUUGAACUGGAGGGCUUCAAGCAGCUGCUGUACGAGCCCCCUGCAGAGAGCCCGGCCUCCAGCCCCUGUCCCAGCUCGGACAUCCUCCAAGACCUGGAGAAAACACUGGCCGUCCGCAUCCACUCCAUUCAUCUCUCCUCCUCCAAGGGCUCUGUCGUCUGACCGCUCUGGAAUCCCAGCGGCAUCAUCAGCAACAUCCCAGCAAUGUUACUUCAACAUCCACAACCACCCCCCAACAAGUUGAUUGCCGCGCCGCCCCGUCCCCCUCGCAGAAAGGGGAUCUGCUGCCAUGUCGGCAGGGUUGUACAUUUUCCCCUCGUAAAACCCAGUAACUAUGACAACCUAAGUUCAGCGCCAGUUCAUCCAGCUGACUGUCGUAGGGAGCGCUGUUGGGUCAUGUGACGUGACAGGUCCGAGCGACAAGGUCUUCACUGCAGCGCCACAUUCAGUUCAUUUGCCCUGGGACGGCGUAGCAACGUGCUUUCAAGUUGUUGUUGUAGCACUCCUCUCACAUAACUGCAAGAUCUUAGGGCACCACAAGAGGGAUACAAGGAAGUAUGAUUGAUACUGGCCCAUGCUUAUGAAACACAUGGGUGUAUUUCAUGUGGGAUACAUUGGAAGAGACCAAUCGGAUAAAUGUCAUUCAGUGUCUAAUUCCUGCAAGACUGACUUCAAGGUUUCUGCAAGUUAAUUUAUGUACUUUACACAAUAUGCUUUUCCAGGACUUCACAAAAAACUGUGACAUAUAGAGUGAAAAGUAUAUUGCCAAAGCAUCACCUUUAACUUAACCAACCAUUUACAGUCUGAAAGAAACAUUGAAAACAAAAAUAGUAGCAAUGAGAGAGAUUUGGGGACUAUGAACAUAUUUGCCAAUUUAUUCUCCUUUGUGUGCUGGACAGAAUUUCACUGUGUCCUCAGCUAUGUGCUUUGGCUAAAUCAAUCAAAGAACCUUCCAUUACCAACCGAUACAGCUCUUUAAACAUGUACUCUGUCUGCUCCUACAAUCAGUAUGGGUUUAUGCUCCAAACAUGGAUGUUCAACUCUGAAUUACCUUGUGCUCUAUUUAUGAACUACGUCUUUGCAUGACAACUUCUAAGCCGUGCUGUCCUAAUGUUGCUUUUUUGGGGAUGGAUUUCCCUUCGCCCUUUGGGAGGGAGUGCAGAUUUGCCCUGCCUAAUGCUCUCUUGAUUGCAAACAACAGACUUAUGGACUACAGUGAUUGGAACUUAGAAUGGCGUCUCUGUAGAUCUUAGAAGCCGUGUGUAAAUACGUCAUGCAAGUGAAUUGUUUCAGUCGUACUGUCUGUAAACCAAUGUACAGUAUAUUCCGUCAUCCCGUCAUGCUUGGCUAACAGAAACACUCUUUGGAUGUGCUACAACCACAGUCGUCGUUCAAACUGUAUGAUUCAGUUGAUGCAAAGUUGCAUGUUAAAUGUAUGAAUCCUUUCGCUUUUUUCUGUGUCUGUCAGUAGGCCUACAGAAUGUUGUUGUUGUCAGUAGUCAUACUGAUUGGUAGGGAAUCAUAGGUUGUUCAUCUCAGCCAGAGAGGUAGAAUUUCUAGCAUGAGAUCUUUCCCAUUUCAGCUGUGUGGUUAUUGUUGCGUACCAAAUAAUAAAGUAAGAAGGGAUAUGGUAGGUCUUAGGCAUUCCCUGAAGUUAGCUUUAGUCAAAAAAAACAAUUUGUCUAUGGCCAUGACCACAGAUAGUGAACUCAAAGUAGAUAUUGAGAAAUCUGUUGACUAUUCCUAGCUUGUCAUGUAAUGUUCAUGUACAGUAAACCAAUUACUUUAAUUAGAAUUGUUUUUGCUGUAAAAUUACACAGUCCAAUGUAAUCUGCCCAAAUGUCUGAAAUGUAAACAUUAUUUAGCUUUUCUUCAACAGUAUGCUCUCAUGGUUUUGAGUUGAGCAAUGUGAGGGUGAGUAGCAAAAACUCUAAAUGGACUUUAGGAAAAUAACUUUUAGCUGAAAGGUCAAUAUAGAUAAAUAACAGACAACAACAGUAUAUGAGCAAAGUUACAAUGUGUAAAUAAUGACAAAAAACUGAAAUUAUAUUAUAACUUUAUUUUCUUACCACAAAUAGCAUUGUAUGUUUUAUUUUCCACAGCUAUUUUGUUUUACAAAAGUGAAAAAGAUUAUAAAAAUGUACAUGAUUCAGAUUGAGACAGUAGUCUUAUUAUAGUACAUUUGGUUUCCAUAGCCCUAAGAAAAUAGAUCAUGUACUACAAAAACUGAGCACCAUAUUUGUUAUCAAAUUAUUUCCAGUAACUGUGAGAAUGCAGUUAUUAAAAGGCUGCUAUUAAAAUGCAAGUUAGGACACAUAUGUCAAAUUUGGAUUUAAAAUCCUUAGUUUGGCUAGCAAUUUCUACAAAAUUGAUUUAAAUAAACUUGUAAGUUUAAACUACGUAAUACUGUCAGGGGUACGCCACAUGCCCUGUCUACCUUGUACACAAACAGUGUACUGUAUUUCAAGCUUUCACAAUUUCCCUUGCUUGGUCAUUUAAAAGCGAAAUAAUCAACUGAUGACAAUAUCUGACCAUGGACUAAUGGAGGAUCAUGAAUGUACCAUGCAUUGUUUGUGUAUGUGUUAGACUGUUCAUUUGUGAGCCCCUCACCAAAGCAAAAACUAUGCUUGUGAGCUACAGCAAAUGCAGGGCAAGCAUGACAAAUUUAGUUUGACGUUGUCUGAGAUGUAUAUUGUACACCAGCUUUGUCUGAUAAAAAAAAUGGCUUGUCUGUUCAUUUUUCCAAACAUUUACUUUGCCUCCAAAUCUUGUUGUUGAUAACAAACUAUGACAAAACAUCUCUCUUACAGUAAAUCCAGAUUAAACAUGCAUGGGGUUACAUUUACUAUAUUCGGAAUCCAAAGGCUAUUUGCUCAUUAGUUUUUGUUAUUUUUCUUCAAUACAAAACAUGUAUAUUGUACAAAAUAUAUAUAAAUAUAUAUAUAUAUGAAUAUUAAUUAUACAUGGGGUGAAUAUCAGGGAUGUGGUUGAGUAUAACUGCAAGGAAAGAAUGUUACACUCGUGCUACGGUGCAAUUGUUCCAUGACAUGCAUUUCUGUACAGCCAAUAAAAUGAUCACAGUUUAA